This is a messenger RNA of Adelges cooleyi (spruce gall adelgid), 673 nucleotides long. RefSeq lists its product as uncharacterized. The record is from RefSeq and is a predicted model, not a curated record. The transcript has 3 exons. Lineage: Eukaryota; Metazoa; Arthropoda; Insecta; Hemiptera; Adelgidae. Bases 104 to 673 code for a protein of 189 amino acids.
UGCCGUGCUAUCAGCAAACGUUGUCAACUUUACCAUCGUCGAUAACAACCAAUACGUCCAAAUUACAUUGUUAGUAGAAGGCGUAGGUCUCACGAAAGAUGUAAUGGUGCGUACGACUUCAGCUUUUAAGGGGCGUGGAUCAUUAUGCUUCACAGAUCAACAAUAUAAGUAUGCCGACUCCCAGAGAAACUCGUUUAAAAUAUUGCAAGCAAAUGGUACACGAAUGUAUUUAACCAACAAGUUGAAGAUCGAUGAAAAUGUCGUGGAAGGAAAGUUGUUCCUGUGCCUUAACAGACCACGGUUAUCGACCAGAAAUUCGUCACAUGGUCGUUGGGUACAUCAGGGUGAUUUUGGUUGGAUCGUCUGGCCUGUACCACCAAUGUAUCUGUUUCGUAGAUAUGUAUACGAAGUCACCGAAGCUGCAAGUGAAUCCAACUCAUUUGAGACAACAACAAGCGACUAUGGAAAAAAAUACAAACAUCGCGGUAACAAGAUACAUUUUUUAAAUGACACGGCUUGGUCCUAUACAAAAAUGAACCUGGCGAACACUAUAGUCACCGCUAAUGGCUUGAGGUGCAAAUUCCUCGUCAAAGCCGUUAAAAAGGUAGACUUUUUUUUACGCUCGAGUCUCGUUCAUUCAAACAUCAGAAAACUAUCAGAUUCUAUAAAUUAA